CACUUUCACAGUUGUCACUUUCGUGCUAUUUUUUUUUGUCAGAAAUAAACAUGAAAAUAAUAUUAAUAGACAUAAGUAUAAAAGAAGAACAAUUAGAUUGGAUAAAAUGAUAAAAAUAAAUUAAAAGUGUUUUAUUCUUGGGUUUAAUUUCUUGUAGAAAGUUUGAUUGAAGGAAUAACUGGAUUGCUUGAUGAAUCAAUAUCUAAAGUACACAGUGUUGAUAUGCUUAUCGAAUCUUCAUUAAACACAGAAAAAUGGCUGAAUCUGCAGUGAGCUCAGAUUUAUUUACUGCUGCCAAACAGUUAGCAGACAGCGAGAUUGAGCUUAUAAAGACAAUUGAAAAUUCUAGCGCAUGCCAAAGAAGUGUUACAAAUAUGUUUGCAAGUGUAAAGAAAACAAAAAAAUCUGGGAAAUCAAGAAAUGUUCGUCCGUCAGCCGCGCUAUUGGCUGCUAAACGACAGGCGGCGCAGCGACAGUUGUUAGAGAAGAAAUCCAGUAAUAACUUCGUAAUGGACAUAUACCAGAGAGCACUCGAUACGUACAAAAUGAUGCGAAAGGAAACUGGCCUCGUGUUUGAUCGAAGCAUGGCAGAACACGAAUGCCUUUGGGAUCCUAAUUAUUCCGAGUGCCCAGCCAGAUUUACGCGAGUCUUGCAGAGAUGCGAAGAUUUGGGCCUGGUGCAGCGAUGUAAGCUUAUCGAGCCAAGAAUGGCCACAGAAAGUGAGAUCUUGACGAAGCACAGUCAAAAGCAAAUUGACAUUCUGAAAGCGACCGAUGGCUGUGCGGAUUCUGAGAACUUGGAGUUGCUGUCCUCCAAAUAUGAUUGUGUUUUUGUUCAUCCGUCUACGUACAAAUUAUCUUUACUGGCUGCGGGCUCGGCGAUCAAUUUGGUAGAAAGUAUUUGUAAAGGCGAAGUGCAAAAUGGCAUGGCUAUCGUCAGGCCACCAGGUCAUCAUGCAAUGGAAUCGGAGUACUGCGGUUAUUGCUUCUUCAACAAUGUAGCUAUUGCAGCGACGGCAGCUUUGAAUUCUAAUUUGGCGAGUAGAAUUUUAAUUGUGGAUUGGGAUGUUCAUCACGGACAAGCGACGCAACAAAUGUUUUACAAUGAUCCACGUGUAGUCUAUUUUUCGAUACAUCGUUAUGAACAUGGCGAAUUCUGGCCUAAUCUGAGGGAAUCUGACUUUCAUUACGUUGGAGAGAAUCUCGGAGAGGGUUACAAUUUUAAUAUACCAUUAAAUAAAACUGGAAUGACGAACGCUGAUUACAUAGCAAUUUUCCAACAAGUUUUAUUGCCAAUGGCUUACGAAUUUCAACCGAAUUUGGUAAUUGUGUCAGCUGGUUAUGAUGCGGCUCUGGGUUGUCCAGAGGGUGAGAUGCUGGUAACUCCAGCGUGUUAUGCGCAUUUACUGUCGUCACUAUUGAGUCUGGCAGCUGGAAAAGUCGCCGUGAUUUUAGAGGGUGGUUAUUGCCUGAAAUCUUUAGCAGAAGGUGCAGCUUUGACCCUAAGAACUUUAUUGGGCGAUCCGUGUCCCAUUUUACAAACACUCGAUUUACCAUCAUCAAGUAUACGGGACACUAUUUUGAACGUGAUCUAUGCACACAGACCGUACUGGAAGUGUUAUCAGUAUCAAGAUACGCAUAGUGUCAAUAGUGUAACUCACAACAAAGAGGAGAUUGCCAAUCGACAUGUAAUUAUAGUCACGUACAAAGGCAGUGAAGUUAAACCAGACAAAUACGACACUCGAAAUUGCUAUCCUGUACAGAGCACGGAGGUUUUCGAUGCCAUGGACAAAAAGUUGAACGACCUGAUACUAUUUACAAACUUGCGCAAAGCGCCGCAUAAAGUGUGCAUUGUCUACGAUGAUAAAAUGCAGAAGCAUUGCGACAUUUCUGACAACACACAUCCAGAGAAACCAGUUCGCAUCUCCAGCAUUUAUAAGAGUCAUGAAGAGCAUGGCUUGCUGGAACGAUGUUAUUUGCUACAAGGAAGAAGCGCAACAAUGGAAGAAUUGUGCUUGGUUCAUUCGAAGGAUUACAUCGACAGUAUCAAGAGAACAUCAACUUUAAAACUCAAGGAGUUACAGAAACAAGCAUCGGACUACAAUUCCGUGUAUCUUCACCCUGAUACGUGGUCGAGCGCUUGCAUAUCUGCUGGCUCUCUUUUGCAAGUGGUGGACGCAGUUUUGAAUGGGGAAAGUCAAUCCGGAGUGGCCAUCAUAAGGCCGCCUGGUCACCAUGCCGAAGAAGACACUGCGUGUGGAUUUUGUAUUUUCAAUAACGUGGCGGUGGCUGCAACUUACGCUGUACAAUUUCAUCAUCUAAAGAGGGUACUGAUAGUAGACUGGGACGUGCAUCACGGAAACGGGACGCAAUCUAUAUUCGAGGAAGACCCGAAAGUUCUUUACAUCUCCGUUCAUCGUUACGACAACGGCAGCUUCUUUCCGAACUCGAAAGCGGCCAAUUACACGAGCGUCGGUUUAAACGCGGGCGAAAGAUUCAACGUAAACAUACCGUGGAACAAGAAAGGAAUGGGAGAUGCGGAAUAUAUAGCUGCUUUCCAGCAAGUCGUGAUGCCCAUCGCUUAUCAAUUUAAUCCAGAGCUAGUCUUGAUUUCUGCUGGAUUCGAUGCUUGCAUAGGCGAUCCACUCGGAGGCUGCCAAGUGAGUCCGGAGCUCUACGGCCAUUUAACUCACUGGCUCUCAUCUCUGGCUAACGGUCGCGUAAUCCUCAGUCUUGAGGGAGGCUAUAACAUCAAUUCCAUCUCCCACGCUAUGACCAUGUGCACCAAGAGUCUGCUGGGCGAUCCUCUGCCUGUGCUGGAUCCUGGUCUGAUCCCCUGCACUAGUGCAAUCAAUUCCAUUAACAACGUGCUGAAGACUCAUAAGAGAUUCUGGCCCAAUCUGCAAUAUGGAAUGUCCUUGCCGAAAGAAAAUAUACUUCCCAAACUUAAGACAGCCAAUAAACUUGAAGAGCAAGGAAGAAACGUGGAGAAGCAGAAACGCACCGAAUCGAAGAUCGCUUUGGAAGUAAUCGAAAGUGAGAAACUGGAGUUGAAUUUGGCGAUCGAUAAGAACUGUUUGAAUCUCGUGACGGACGAGGAGAUUUUGAAGCUGACGAACGAAGUGGAGAACAUUAAAAUUAAGAAUUCCGAACUGGACGCGGGGAGAAGUGAAGCGGGCGAGAUCACGAGGAGUUCGAGAAAGAGCGAGGCGAAAAGUUUGGACGUUUCACAGAGUAUACAACAAUGCGUAAACGAGUCGAACCAGCCGAGAAGCAGCCAGCAAAGAAGUUCCAGCACACACGAGAGCCGCGAUGACGAGGGUGCGGCAUCUCUGCAACCUGAAACGCGUUCUACCCUCAUGGAAUAUCUCUCUGACAAUCUUCAGGCACUGACGGCAGGGGAAAUGUUCGCAGUGAUGCCCUUGCGAGACUGUCCGCACUUAUUUACAGUCAAUGAGGUUCCUUCGGGCGGAAUCGACGUGACUGCUCCGUGCAUGGAAUGCGUCAGUACCGCGGAGAAUUGGAUCUGCUUACAGUGUUACACUGUGCACUGCGCUCGUAAUGUUAAUCAGCACGCCAUGCAACAUGCGGAGGAGUGUGAACAUCCCAUUACACUCAGCUUCAGCGAUAUUUCUGUCUGGUGCUACGGUUGUGAGGCGUACAUCGAUAAUCCUCGAUUGUACGCUGCAAGAAACGCGGCUCAUCAAAGCAAGUUCAAUGAGGAGCUUCCUUGGACUUAUAGCGAAACUAGCGUAAACGUAUCUUAACUAAAAGAAUAUACGUUAACUAAAAAAAAUUAUAAAUUUUUUUUAGGCUUUUUUUCAGGCUUUGCGUAAAAAUUCAAAAUUGAAACAUAAUCAAUAUAGAUUAAGUCUAAAAUAUUAAAUAAUUAAUACAGGACGCAAUAUUUUCUAUAAUUCAACUAAAAGCCGUUGCAAAUAAUCGAAUGGUAAAAAUUGCUUAAUUUCAAUAGCUUUUAUUCGAGUCAUUGAUUAUUAACUUCAUUAAAAGAAUAUUUUAAUUAUACUAAACUAAAAAUACCUCGUGCUAGCUCAACGGAUUGUAGGAUGCAUGGUGUUCCGGAAAAUUCAGAAAUUCAAUGAGUUAAUAAAUUUCUAAGCAAGUUAUCUUUUCAAUUCUUCUGCAAAUAAUGAAUUAAUUCAUUUUCAUCAUUAUUUUAUUUAUUAAUUUUAUUCAUUAAAUGAUAUUCCAUAAAAUUUUUCCGGUAUACCAUGUACAUUAUAUAUUUUUCUAUAUAUAUUCCGUUCCAUGAGAGUGAUUCUCUCAGGAGAUAGAGCAUAACAAAUAAUAAAGAUAAAAAUUAUAUCAGAAAAAAAAAAUAAACUUUCUUUAAUAGGAAUUUGUAAUUAAUU
This is a messenger RNA of Linepithema humile (Argentine ant), 4373 nucleotides long. RefSeq names its product histone deacetylase 6 (gene HDAC6). Lineage: Eukaryota; Metazoa; Arthropoda; Insecta; Hymenoptera; Formicidae. Gene Ontology annotation, molecular function: transcription factor binding; histone deacetylase activity; zinc ion binding. The record is from RefSeq and is a predicted model, not a curated record. Gene Ontology annotation, cellular component: histone deacetylase complex. Gene Ontology annotation, biological process: negative regulation of transcription by RNA polymerase II.